Molecule: messenger RNA, 1875 nt
Organism: Oryzias latipes (Japanese medaka)
Lineage: Eukaryota; Metazoa; Chordata; Actinopteri; Beloniformes; Adrianichthyidae
Product: interleukin-1 receptor type 1
Biological process (GO): signal transduction
Molecular function (GO): interleukin-1 receptor activity
Source: RefSeq, a predicted model, not a curated record
CUUCUCACCACAGGCGAUCAGAAUGGCAGCAGCAAGGCUCUGCUUACUGGCUGCACUGCUGCCUCUGGCUGUCACCCUGGACAAUUACCACAAAGAGGAGGCAGACACCUACCAUGCGAGUGUCGGCCACCUUUUUCUGCUCAGUUGCUCCUUCGUUGAUGCUGGUGCCAAUGUGACGUGGGAGAGAGGAGGCGGCAGCAACACAAGCCUGCCUGCUGGAGUGGAGGUCAGGGACGGACUGCUGUGGUUCCUCCCUGUGGAGAAGUCUCAUGAAGGAGAGUACAACUGCAAACGAAGUAAUAAAUUGGAUUCAGCAAAGAGGAAGUUUAGGUUGUCGCUGUCAAGUGGACAAUGUCCUGAUCCAAGGGAGAUUCUCUCUUUCCCGAUGGGAAGCAGUGAAGGUCUUCCAUGCAAACAGACGGAGAUCUUCAGACUGAACGCAACAAAGAAGGUUCGGUGGAUGAAGGAAUGUCAUCCCAUGCAACAAAAUGAAGAGCAGGUCAUUGUGAGUGAAAAUGGCUUCAUGAGGUUCAACGCUCCCUCGCUGGAGGAUUCUGGGAAUUACACCUGUCUGAUAGACGUCAGCUUGGACGGCAAGACGUACACAGCUGCACGCAGCAUUCAGCUCACAGUUAAAAACGAGCCUCCAGAUUUUUUCCAAGAAAUUCACAUUUUAAAACCUCAAAAGGCUAAGAUCCCAGUUCAAGUAGGGAUGAGAGCAGAGCUUCAGUGUUUAGCUUCCAUUGGCCCCAGCGAGGACUCCGAGAUCCUCAUGUUCUGGACCGUAAAUACGACUUUGACCGAGGACUAUGAAGAGCUCAGUGAGUCCUGGAAGUUUAUCAGCAACAGUGGCGUGGUGUAUGCUCAGUCCACCUUAUCCAUUUCCAAAGUUCUCCGUCACUUCCUAAACGUUCCCAUUAAGUGUCAUAUUACAAGCCCAGUGGAGAGUGAGUUCGGCCUCGCUUGGCUAAUAGAAGCCAAUCACAGCGCUGUGUACACAUAUGUGGCCAUCUGCAUCGCUGCGUCCCUCAUUAUUUUGCUGCUGCCGGCUGUUUUUUUCUUUAAAAUUUAUCUGAUUUUGGGUUACAGAACACUGACGGCACAUUUUUACAAAAAAGUAGUUUCAGAUGGGAAACUAUAUGACGCCUAUGUGAGCUUCCUCCAACCCAAAUCUCUGAGUGUGGCGCAGGAGGCGGAGUUCGCUCUUCAGAUCCUGCCAGAGGAGCUGGAGCGACAGCAGGGUUACUCGCUGUACAUCAGAGGACGAGACGACUCCCCUGGUGAAGCGAUACAUGACGCCAUCACUGCCACACUCCGCCAAUCACAGAGACUGAUAAUCAUCCUGUCAUCCGAUAACAAAUCACAUGAGCCGUCCUGCCUAUGUGAGAACCAAAAGCAACUGCUGUAUGAGCGGACACUUGGUCUUCAUGAUGCUCUGAUGCUUAAUGACCCCAAAGUCAUUCUGGUGGAAAUGGAUGGUCCGGUGGAUUACAGAUUACUGCCAGAGUCUCUGGAAUAUAUCAAAAGACAGCAAGGAGCUUUAAAGUGGAGAAAAGCCUUCAUGAGGAAGAACACGCUCAGUAGCUGGCUCUCAAACAGACACUUCUGGAAGAAUCUGAAGUAUCAAAUGCCUUCAGUCCCUGCGAGGAGACGCCGGCCUGUCGUCUGAAGCGGGGAUUCAGCAUCCAUGAGCUGCUUUGAUCACUACAGUUUUAAAGUUAUUGUUUUCUAUUUUGGAACAGUUGUGUUGAACUUUCUACAAUUGUAAUCUUUAUUUUUAUUGCUAUGUUGUGUGCAACUGUGUAAAGAUUUUUGCAUGUGUAAUUUAUUUGGACGCUUUGAACUUAAAGACAUUAAAGACCCAAAAAAAUAGUG